Molecule: messenger RNA, 1658 nt
Organism: Rhizopus microsporus ATCC 52813
Lineage: Eukaryota; Fungi; Mucoromycota; Mucoromycetes; Mucorales; Rhizopodaceae
Exons: 2
Coding region: 36-1355 (439 amino acids)
Biological process (GO): amino acid transmembrane transport
Cellular component (GO): vacuolar membrane
Molecular function (GO): amino acid transmembrane transporter activity
Source: RefSeq, a predicted model, not a curated record
CCUUGUCUCUCUUUUAUUAAAUUUUACCAUAAAACAUGUCCUCAAUGGAGAUGGAAAAGAAGGUUGGAGACUUCCAAGAACAAGGAAAUAAUAAUGCCUAUGAUUCAUAUAGUGUAGCCGAACUUGAAUACAGUGAAAAUGGUAUCAUUGAUGUCAAUCGUGAACAUGCUGGUUCAUCAUUUUUUGCUUACUUCAAUGUCGUCUGUGUCGUUGCUGGUACUGGUACUCUCGGUUUACCAUAUGCCCUCAGAAUGGGCGGCUGGAUAGGUCUCUUAAUUCUGUUCUUGUCUUGGACUAUGUCUAUGUAUACCGGUAUCAUUCUCAUUCGAUGCUUAUAUGCUAAUGGAAAGCAACGUUUACUCUCAUAUAAAGAAAUUGCUACCGCUUGUUUUGGCGCUAUUGGUGGCUGGAUCACCUUCUUCUUCAGCGCUUGGAUCACAUUAGGUGCUCCCAUCUUGUACAUGGUGCUUUCUGGUGAAAACUUAAACACACUCUGCAAAGGGACUGCUGGUGAAAUUGGUCAUGUCAAAUGGAGUAUUGUCGCCUCCGCUAUCGUUGCUAUUCCUUUCAUUUUGGUGAAGUCCAUGAAAGAAGUGGCCUGGAUGAGUGCUUUGGGCGCUCUUGCCACUGCUGUUGUUGUCAUCAUCGUCCUUGUUAUUGCUUGCCAAGAUUUGCAACAUCUUCCUCCCGCAGUUCACAGAGCAGUCAUUUGGGAUAAAUUUCCUAUUGCUCUCAGUACCAUCUCUUUCAGUUUUGGUGGUAACGCUGUCUAUCCUCAUGUCGAGGCUUCAAUGAAGAAACCAAAGCAAUGGCCCAGAGCUGUCGCUGGUGGUCUCAGUACCUGUGCUGCUCUUUACUUCCUCAGCGCUGUUCCUGGCUAUUAUGUUUAUGGUGAAAAUGUUUUGUCUCCCGUCUACAGCUCAAUCUCUGAUGGUGUUCCCAAAAUCGUUGCCAUCGUUGUCAUGACCAUCCACGUUAUGACUGCUACACCUAUCUUGGUUACUUCUUUUGCUCUUGAUGUUGAGGAAAUGCUCAAUGUUACCGUCGAACGAUUUGGCAAAGUCAAAGAAUUUUUGAUUCGUGCUACCAUCCGUAUCUUGAUUAUGGUCUUCGUUGCUGUCAUUGGUGCCGUCGUACCCUAUUUUGGUGACUUGAUGUCCUUGAUCGGUUCAUUUGCCAAUUGUGGUCUCAUCUUUAUUUUCCCCGUCGUCUUUUAUCUCAAACUCACUGGUAUUCGCAACAAACCCAUUUACGAACUUGCCUGGUGCUUCCUUGUUGUCCUUUUAGGUCUUGUUGGUCUUAUCUUUGGCACUAUUGAUUCUAUCAGGAUCCUUAUUGAGGAUUUCAAACAGUAAUUUUCUUUUUACACUCUUUUACUCUCCUUACAUAUAAUUAGUAUCUGUAAAUAAUAAACCUAUCAUGUAAAUAUAGAACUACAGUCUAAACAACACUACUUUUUAUUUUUUAUACACUUCUUUUCCAAAUCAAACGCAAAGUCGCAGUUGUCCAGACGUUUUUUCGCACAAUGAUAAACCAAAUGUAUUCACAAAGAAACUUUGUUCUGCAAGAACUUGGUCAAUCCACUCCCAAUAUAAGCACUGCACCUUUUUUAGAUUAUAUGUUUUCUAUUCAAAAACGAGCAGUAAAGAUGAGUAGGG